AUGCGGUUUGUCUGGCUCGAGUCACCCGGCCACGGCCCUCCAGACUCCAACAACCGCCGAGUCAUUAACUCUCACGCCGCACAGAUCGGCAGAGACAGGCGGCGAGAAAAGGGAAAUGCUGUGGUGCGUGGCAGACAGGCUGCCAAAGCAAGGACAACAGACGAGAACAAUGAAUCGUCUGAGGACAAUCGCGAGACAGGAGCCGUGCGCAAAGAUGUCGUCCGUAUCGAAACGGGUCCGCGGCAACUGGAAAUUCGACUGGCGAGGCCUCCGAAUGUGCCGACGCCGCGGAGCAUGAUUGAGAGACACGCUCUGACUGCGUGUCAUCAGUGUAUGUUCGAUUUCCGUGGUAUGCCGGACGCUGACGUUUUAGGGGUGACCAUGAUGCUCCCAAGUGACGGUAUUGUGCUCGGUCUAUCCAAGCAGCAGACUUUGCUGUACGGCCGAAUAUUGCUACCAAGAGCGUACCAAGACGAACUCUUUCUCAUAAGCCUGGCACUCUACCGUCUCAGUGCUCUGCCGUCGGCAAAAGACCCCGGAAGCGGUCCUUGGCUGUUGAUUGACAAGAUGCGAGUACGUUUCUUGAGACUCGUCGCCCAGCGGGUGGCAGAAGGGAAUGUCGAUGAUGUCCUGAUUCACAGCAUCUGUUGUGCUAUUCCGGUGGACAGCCAUCUUGGUCUUCUCGAGUAUGCUAUGGCGCACUUGCGCGGCUUGGAAACGCUUAUCAAGCUGCGUGGCGGACUCAGCGAAGUCGGAUCCACAUAUGACUCACUCGGGUGGGUAUUGCGCGAGGUUGUACUUCAUGUCAUGGCCACCACGAAGCUCAGCGUAUGUAGCGGUUCGCAGAUCCAGCAUUGGGCCUCGAACCCAGAUAAUUGGACGGACAGAACCAGCUUAUCAGCCCAAGGCUGCACGACGGCGAUGCCAGACGGCGUUCAAGCGCUAGUCGAUUGCGGGUCUGUAUCGUCAGACAUGAUUGUCGUUUUGUCUGAUUUUCAGACAUGGCUGAGUGGUUUCUGGACAGAUGCUGCAACAAUGAGUCCGGCGUGGAGACGACGGAUACCCGACACCUUGACCGAUCUUGAGAGGACUUUAUUCCUGGCUCUGAUAUGCCUUGCGGACGAUCUCACACGUCUCGGGGACCAUCCAGGCGCAGAUGUGUGGAGGAAGUCACACCAGCGUGCUCUUGAAAUCCUAGAAGCCGAACACUUAUGGAAGGACUCGAGAAACGCAGAUUGCCUGCUCUGGAUUGCAACGGUGGUGUCGCUACCAGACAAACAAAUAUCCCGGGAUGUUUGGGAUCGAUUGCAGGAUCGAAUAUUGCGGUCGAGGAGUGACAUCGCGACCGUUGGGGACAUCACUCGUGUCCUGCGACGUUUCUUCGCACCCGUACCAAGAUUGACCGUGUGGCUAAAUCAUUGGCACGCGAAGCUGAGUUGA
Messenger RNA from Cyphellophora attinorum, 1440 nucleotides. RefSeq lists its product as uncharacterized. Bases 1 to 1440 code for a protein of 479 amino acids. The record is from RefSeq and is a predicted model, not a curated record. The transcript has a single exon. NCBI's taxonomy places the organism in Eukaryota, Fungi, Ascomycota, Eurotiomycetes, Chaetothyriales, Cyphellophoraceae.